CGCCCGAUUGCUCUGGUGACGGCAGAUGCGGACAUUUUUCUCGGUUAGAGAGAGUUGAGCUGCGAGUUUCAGUAAUGUUGAGGUAGUUAGCGAAUUAAAGUGGUUGUUCGACUUCAGCAGAGAGGAGCUGUAUCUUUCACCCUCGGGGAGGAGAGAGACUAAAUUGUCAUCAUGCCUUUGGUGAUGCGGAACAUCGAGCCACGGCACCUGUGCCGCCAGACUCUGCCCGCCGCUGUGAAAAGUGAGCUGGAGUGUGUAACCAACUUCACACUUGCCAACAUCAUCCGGCAACUUGGCUCCCUAAGCAAAUUUGCAGAGGAUGUGUUUGGCGAGUUGUUUGUCCAGGCCAGCUUGUUUGCAGAAAGAGUGAACACGCUUGGCGAGCGGGUGGACAAACUGCAGGUCAAAGUCACACAGCUAGACCCUAAAGAGGAAGAAGUUUCUCUGCAAGCCAUCACCACUCGGAAAGCUUUCCGCUCUAAUCUGACCCAGGAUCAGCAGCUUUUCAGCCGACCUUCUCUGCCCCAGCCAGUACAGGAUACCUACUUGACCUGCAACGAGCCUCCUCCACUCAGCAUUCUUAGUGUUUACAGGGAUGAUGGUAAAGAGGCUCUUAAAUUCUACACUGAUCCAUCUUAUUUCUUUGACCUGUGGAAAGAGCAGAUGAUUCAGGACACCAAAGACAUCAUGAAGGAGAAACGGAAGCACAGGAAGGAGAAGAGAGAAAACCCGAACCGGAGCAAUUUGAACCCUCGGAAGAUCAAAACCCGCAAAGAGGAGUGGGAGCGGCGUAAGAUGGGCGAAGAAUUUGUUGUACCUAAAAAUGAUGGAGGUCUUCCUAUGGAUGUGCACAAUGGCAGCAUUGGCUCAGGUGAUGACAUGGGUAUGAUGGAUUCUGAGGGACAGCUAGACCAAAGCACGUCUUCCUACAGUUAUGAUCCUGGCUCCCCUCUGCCACCUCCAAUGUCGGAUGAUGACGGUUUCCUACCUCCUCCACCUCCUGAUAUGACGUAUAAUGAGGGAGCACCUGGAACCUCUCCCCAGAAGCGAAGUAGCUUAUUGAGCCCUACUCAUCCUCCACCAGCUCCCCCAGUUAUGGCGUCCUCUCCUCCCGGUCGCCCUUCAGUGGCCCCCCCUGUGGCCCCACCUCCUCCCCCACCUGUAGGGAUAGGUAUCCCACCCCCACCCCCAUCAGGGUUUGAUUCUCCCCCCUCUCCUCCUCCAUUUUCAGCUGGUUCUCCCUCUAUCCCUCCUCCUCCACCUAUGGCUGCCAAUAUUCCAGCUCCACCACCUCCCCCUGCAGGGGGUGGACCCCCACCACCACCCCCUCCCCCUCCUCCUCCAGGCCCUCCUCCACCAAGCUUUACCCCUGCUGCUCCAGCACCUCCUCCUUCCUCAGGUGGGGCCCCUGCUGCCUCUGCCCCCAAGGCCCAGUCUGCCCCUGAGGGUGACGGCCGCAGUGAUCUCCUGGCAGCUAUUCGCCAAGGAUUUAACCUGCGUAAAGUGGAGGAGCAGAGAGAACAGGAGAAGAGAGAGGUCGUGGGCAAUGAUGUGGCUGCUAUCUUGUCCCGCCGUAUUGCAGUGGAGUGUAGUGACUCGGAGGACGACUCUUCAGAGUUUGAUGAUGAGGAGUGGUCUGACUAGGUCUACGUAAAACAUCAUGAAAAAGAUCAUUCCUAUUAGACCUUCCACUUAUCAGAUUACCUGUUUCCCUUUUAAUGAGGCCAACUUUGUGUGUGUAUGUGUGUGUGUGUGUGUGUGUGUCAUGGUUUAUUCUGUCUCCAAGUGAAUUAUUUAGAUGAUUGGCCUGCUCCUGUUACAGAGCGCCUGUCCCUCUGUAGUGCAGUUAUCAAGAGUACGAGAAGGUGUGUGUCUAUGUCUGUCCUUGUGUCAUUGCAGUAUCGUAUCUCCAAAAGCUUGGUAUUAAUCACCUAAAACUUUUUAUAUAAAAAAAAAACAAAGCCAAGUAAAUGGCAGGCACAUUUAUGAGUCAGUAAUGUUAAUACUAAACACUUGGUUAUUGUGUUUGUUGCUCUGAAGGGCUGCAGUUUUCCCCUGGUGUUGGCCCAUAUAUAGAGCACUCAUUCCCUGAGUGAACAUUGAAAGCAGUAUCUUUAAACCCACAGUGCCUUUUGUGUGUUCAUGGCUUGUUUCCUUGGUAACUGGUUUCCGUCUGUGGGUGCAGCGUAUCUGUUCUCUGACCUCGGUGCCACUUGGGGCAUUACGGCAUUCCGUGUGGUGGUUUUCCCUGUCCUGUUUUUUUCUCUUCUGUCCUUAUCCUGUAUUCCAAAGUGCCUGCUUUAUUUUUUUGUUAUAAGUGCCUACUCAUUUAAAGCCAAAGCUUUACUGAGAAUUAUGCAAGAUUUUGAAAUCAGAAAAGUAAUUUUUGUAUUUGGUACAUUUGUUUAAUUAUUGUAAACAUUUUCUAUCACUGGUUUAAUGAAAUAAAAAUGAUAAAAAUGA
Messenger RNA from Astyanax mexicanus (Mexican tetra), 2463 nucleotides. It is a transcript of the gene wasf2, whose product is annotated as WASP family member 2. The record is from RefSeq and is a predicted model, not a curated record. Gene Ontology annotation, molecular function: protein kinase A regulatory subunit binding; actin binding; Arp2/3 complex binding. Lineage: Eukaryota; Metazoa; Chordata; Actinopteri; Characiformes; Acestrorhamphidae. The coding region runs from base 172 to 1644 and encodes 490 amino acids. The transcript is spliced from 9 exons. Gene Ontology annotation, cellular component: cytoskeleton. Gene Ontology annotation, biological process: positive regulation of Arp2/3 complex-mediated actin nucleation; actin cytoskeleton organization.